AUGGAUCUGCCCACACCAAAGUUUACGAGGAAGAGAAUAGGUUUAUUGACAAGUGGUGGUGAUUCUUCGGGUAUGAAUGCUGCAGGUGGUACACUUAUUAGAACUGCUCGUUGUCAAUCAUUUCGUGAGCAUAAAGGUAGACUACGAGCUGCAUAUAAUUUAAUUAAAAAUGGAAUUGAUGCCUUGAUUGUUUGUGGUGGUGAUGGUACAUUAACUGAAGAAGUCGCUCCACAUGCGCAUCUCACUAUCGUUGGUAUUGUUUGUUCAAUUGACAAUGAUAUGGCAAAAACUGAUAUUACCAUUGGUGCCGUGACUUCACUACAUCGUAUUUGUGAGGCUAUUGAUAACAUUUCAUCUACGGCAUUUAGCCAUUCUCGUGCUUUUGUCAUUGAAGUAAUGGGAAGACAUUGUGAUUAUGUUUUUAUUCCUGAACGUCCUCCAGAAGCAGAAAAGUGGAAGAAAGAAAUGCGUGAAACAAUAGAAAAGCAACGCGAAGCUGGCAAACGUAAUACGAUAAUAAUCGUAGCUGAAGGUGCCAUUGACGAUAAUUUACAACCUAUCAAAUGUGAAGAUAUAAGAAAACUCUUAACUGAAGUGAAAAUUGACACGAGAGUCACGACGUUAGGACAUAUUCAACGUGGUGGUUUUGAAGCUGUAAAAGCUGUUCUUCGAGCAACUCCAGAUACUCCAUCUCCGAUGAUUUCUGUAAGAGAGAAUAAACUCAUGUGUGAACCGUUAAUGGAGGCUGUUGAAUUGGUCUCUGAAGCUAUUGCGGAAAAAAAUUUCCGCAGAGCAAUGGAAUUGCGAGACCCUGAAUUUGCCCAAGGGAUGAAUGCUGCAACACGUGCUGCUGUUCGGGUUGCUAUUAAUCAUGGUCAUAAGCCUAUUGCCAUAUAUAAUGGCUUUGCCGGUCUUUUACAAGAAAAUGUCCGUGAACUUCAUUGGUUAGAUGUUGAUGAUUGGACAUCAAAAGGCGGUUCAGAACUUGGAACGACCAAGACUGAAGUAUUUAACUUAGAUUUAAUCGCACAUCAAUUACAAAAGCAAGGAAUAAAUGCUUUACUUCUUAUUGGAGGUUUCGAAGCAUAUUCUUCCUUAAUAAAAUUAAAUGAUGCUAGGGAUAAAUAUCCUGCUUUUUGUAUUCCUAUGGUGUGUAUUCCUGCCACUAUCUCGAACAAUGUUCCAGGCACUGAAUUUUCAUUAGGCUGCGACACAAGCUUGAACGCUAUAGUCGACAAUUGUGACAUCCUCAAGCAAUCGGCUUCCGCUUCCAGAAGACGUGUGUUCGUUGUAGAAGUACAUGGUGGUUAUUGUGGUUAUUUGGCUGUGAUGGCUGGUCUUGCGGUUGGUGCUACGAAUAUAUACUCCCCAGAAUAUGGUUUGUCCCUUCAAACUCUUCAGGAAGAUUUGAAUCAUCUGGUUCGCAGAUUCGGGGCAGAUAAAAACCAUACUAGUUCUGGACGUAAAGGACUUUUCGAUUCACGAACUUCUAUUCUGGGACACAUUCAACAAGGUGGUGCACCUUCGCCAAUGGAUCGAAUUCGCGCCACAAAGUUUGCUGUGGAAUGCGUAUCAUUCUUAGAAAAACAUGCCAAAUCUUCUGGAUCUUCUGAUAACCCAAGGAUUUAUACAAAGGACAAAGAAUCUGCUGCUGUUAUUGGAAUUAAUGGUGCAAAA
Molecule: messenger RNA, 1677 nt
Organism: Racocetra fulgida
Lineage: Eukaryota; Fungi; Glomeromycota; Glomeromycetes; Diversisporales; Gigasporaceae
Source: the annotation of a GenBank genome assembly